AUGGAUAUUUUCCAAGUUCUGACCAGAGGAGCAAACGUGAGAAAAAGCGGUCGUCUGGGCGUUUCUGGGGAUUUCAGUAAAGGCACAGCAGACAGGAAUGUCAGCAUCUUGCCUGGAAGCACCAGAAAGCAGGAUUCAGACCACCAGCUAACUAAAGAACUGGACUUCUUUCGCAAUAAGAGGACGGUGCAAAAGGCAGAGCUACAAAAAGGCGAGGAAACAAGUAUGAAGUCAGCUCCAGCUGCCGCUCCAGCACCAGCUUCACUGGAUGUGAAUAGCGAGACACUCAAAAUUUCGAACGCUGAGGAAGCUGCACAACUCAGAAAAUCGUACAUGGGAAACGUUUCGGGUGAGGAUGUCCCUCUGCCGAUCGGCUCUUUCGAAGAUCUGGUCACACGUUUUCAAUUUGACAGUCGAUUGUUGUCAAACUUGAUUGAGUCCCAUUUCACAGAGCCAACACCGAUCCAAUGUGAAGGGAUUCCUAUGGCACUACACGGCAGAGAUGUCCUGGCGUGCGCACCUACGGGUUCCGGUAAGACACUAGCGUUCGUAUUACCCUUACUGCAGCAGGUUAUCCAGUCUCGCAAGAAUGAGGGCCUUAAGGGUCUCAUCAUUUCUCCAACAAAGGAACUGGCUAGUCAGAUUUUCAAAGAAUGCACUAAACUUGGCAACAAGAUUUUCCUGGAUAAGAAAAGGCCACUCUCAAUCGCAUUGCUCAGCAAAUCCCUUAGCGCUAAGCUGAAAAACAAAAUCGUUAGCGAUAAGAAAUAUGAUAUUAUAAUAUCCACACCCCUAAGACUGAUAGAUGUGGUAAAGCAUGAAGCGCUUAACCUUUCUUCCGUCAAGCAUCUUAUAUUCGAUGAAGCCGACAAACUUUUCGACCAAACAUUCGUGGAACAAGCGGAUAGCAUUUUGGCCUCAUGCCGAGACCCACAGCUUCGUAAGACCAUGGUAUCAGCUACAGUUCCAUCUGGUUUGGAGGAAAUAGCUCAAAGCAUCAUGUUGGACCCGGUAAGAAUCAUUAUUGGUCACAAAGAAGCUGCCAACGUCAACAUUGAGCAGAAACUCGUUUUCUGUGGUAACGAAGAAGGAAAAUUGGUGGCUAUUCGACAAUUGAUCCAAGAAGGUGAAUUCAAGCCCCCUGUCAUAAUUUUUUUGGAAUCUAUCACAAGAGCAAAGGCGCUGUUCCACGAACUAUUAUAUGACAACUUGAACGUUGACGUUAUACAUGCUGAAAGGACGCCAAUUCAGAGAGACAAGAUCAUACAAAGAUUUAAAUCAGGUGAGGUUUGGUGUCUGAUCUGUACCGAUGUACUAGCGCGUGGUGUAGAUUUCAAAGGUGUCAAUUUAGUCAUAAAUUAUGAUGUGCCAAGAUCGGCACAAGCAUAUGUGCAUAGAAUUGGUAGAACUGGUAGAGGUGGCCGUGACGGUAAAGCUGUAACUUUCUACACAAAACAAGACAAUCUGGCUGUGAAACCUAUUAUCAAUGUUAUGAAACAAAGUGGAUCUGAAGUUGCGGACUGGAUGGACAAAUUCUCCAAAAUGACGAGAAGAGAGAAAGAAGCUCUUAAGAAGGGCAAAUCAUCGGUUGAGAGGAAACAAAUCAGUACAGUUCCACAAGUUGUGAAGAAGAAGAGGCGCCAACGGGAAGAGAUGGUUGAGGCAUCCAAAAAGCGCAAAGAAAUGGAAGACUAA
Messenger RNA from Lachancea nothofagi CBS 11611, 1695 nucleotides. The record is from the annotation of a GenBank genome assembly. Lineage: Eukaryota; Fungi; Ascomycota; Saccharomycetes; Saccharomycetales; Saccharomycetaceae.